This is a messenger RNA of Calliphora vicina (urban bluebottle blowfly), 552 nucleotides long. RefSeq lists its product as uncharacterized. The transcript is spliced from 2 exons. NCBI's taxonomy places the organism in Eukaryota, Metazoa, Arthropoda, Insecta, Diptera, Calliphoridae. The record is from RefSeq and is a predicted model, not a curated record. Bases 1 to 552 code for a protein of 183 amino acids.
AUGGUUGGCGGUCGAGCAAGUUUCACAUUAUCAUCAUAUUUAGAGGAACAAAAUCGAAAUAUUAGUAAUUCUUAUUACACACAAUCAUUCCAGGAACAGGAUCAAGUUGAUGGAUUUAUACGCAGCAGUAAACUAAUUAAAAUUAUAGAGACUGUAGCCGAAAAUUUUAUUAAAAAUUGUCGGUCAUCGAAAAGUCCUGAAAACAUCUUUAAUGCCAUUGUUAUUAAACUUCCAUUCGUUUACUGUGAUUUUUUGAAUCAUCCUUUGGACUUGCUGCAUUUUGUAAUUGAAGAACCAGUUCAGUUUGCUAACGCUGUUAAAUAUUGUGUGUUUGCUUUAUUGCGGGAUAUUCUUAAAGAUUUAUUUAAUACUGCCGACAUCAACAAUAUAACAAAUAUUGAUAUUGAGCAAGUUCACAUACUUAUACGUUUUGUGGGCUUACCUCUUCAACAGGAUUUGUGUUUUCAACCCCAUUUAAACACGUAUCCAAUAGGUCUUACUGAAGUUAUUGGUAUACUGUCUGCAUUGACGGAGCCUGAAAAAGUUGUGUGA